Molecule: messenger RNA, 1872 nt
Organism: Abrus precatorius (Indian licorice)
Lineage: Eukaryota; Viridiplantae; Streptophyta; Magnoliopsida; Fabales; Fabaceae
Product: transcription factor TCP19
Exons: 3
Coding region: 123-1166 (347 amino acids)
Cellular component (GO): nucleus
Molecular function (GO): DNA-binding transcription factor activity; sequence-specific DNA binding
Source: RefSeq, a predicted model, not a curated record
AUACGGAUAAGUGGGGCUCUCUUCCAUUGUUAGGUGCCAGAAAGCUUCAAACCACAGUCAACGUAUCACAACUCCCCUCCUCUGUUCUUCCUCGUUCUUUUCCCCUGCAAAACAACACACUGAUGGAAGCGAAUCCUAACCACGACGGCGAUUUCAACGAAGACGACGACACCCACAGCACCGACAUCUCUCCCUCGGAGGCAACAACGCCAAUGGCCAACCCGACGGAGUCGCCUCCGUCAGCGGCGGCACCGCCUCCGGAUACGGCAGCUCCAAUGAAGGAAGAACUCACGGACACGGAGCAAAGCGGGGACGCGUCUCUUCCGAUGAGCGUUAUUUCGAUGCCGUUGGCGAUGUCAACGCCGGCGGCAAAGAAACCGUCGAAGGAUCGUCACACGAAGGUGGAGGGUCGCGGCCGGAGAAUCCGGAUGCCGGCGACGUGCGCCGCCAGGAUCUUCCAACUGACGCGUGAGCUAGGCCACAAAUCCGACGGAGAAACAAUCCGGUGGUUGCUGGAGCACGCUGAACCGGCGAUCAUAGAAGCGACCGGCACCGGAACCAUCCCGGCGAUCGCGGUGUCAGUGGGCGGCACACUGAAGAUUCCAACGACAUCGUCGGCGAGACCGGAGGGAGAAGAUACCCCAAGGAAGCGAAGGAGAAGAGCAUCAAACAGUGAAUUCAUUGACAUAAACAAUGAUCAAGUUUCGGUGUCUUCGGGACUCGCACCAAUUGCACAAACUUCAUAUGGAGGCGGUGUUAGUGGUAGUGGCAGUGGCGGUGGAUUAGUCCCUUUGUGGCCUGCGUCUAAUGCUGGAGGCCCCUUUUUCAUGUUCCCUAACUCUGCUAACCCUCCUCAGUAUUGGGCCAUUCCAGCAACUGCGGCCCCUUUUUUCAACGUUCAAGCCAGACCCAUUUCGGGCUUUGUUUCCGCUAUGCAGAUUCAACCGAAUAGUGCCUCCGAUUCUGCUGACACUUGCUCUCCUAUGUGCUCAACAACUGCUACUACUGUUCCUACUGUUAGUGCUGCUUCCACUUCUUCCGCUGCUACAACCACCCAAAUGCUUAGGGAUUUCUCUUUGGAAAUUUAUGACAAGAAAGAGCUUCCAUUUUUGGGACGUCCUUCUCCCAAUUCAGACCCUCCACCCACUUCCAAGCCUUCGAAUUGAAGACCCCACAUUUGGUAGUUUAGAAACUUUAGUUAGAGAUGAGUGGAGGGGGGUUUUGCUGUUUGGGUUUUGUUUGUUUUUGGUUAUGGUUAAUGGUCAGGAUUUAGGAACAAUUUUUAUAACUUUUAAGGUUAACUUAUCUUCGGCUGCCGGUUUUAUUAUUAUUAUUUUUUUAAUUUUAUCUUUUUAUGGUGUUAAUGGGAAGCACUGGCGUGUAGCAGGGAAAAAAGAAAGGAAAUGGAGCUUUUGAGCGUGAAAAAGAGCUGGGGUACCACCCGUGCGUUGGCACGUGCGAGAUCCAGUUUGCACGUGCUGACUCUGAUAGGGUGCGUCAACGAGGGUGGGGUCUGGAAACGGUCACGUGAGGUUGUUUAGGUGUUUGUGCACGUGUUAAAUGGCGGGGCCCAAAAUGUGGGUGGGGAAAGUGAGGUGGUCCGUGGAGCGUGGUGACUGGUUGAAUUUGGGCCACCAGAUUUGGUCAUGUGAUUGCUAGCUUCAGGCACGUGUCCCUAUGAUUUUGUGGGGCCCUCUCCUCGGUGGAACCAGCCUGGCCCCCUUACACGUGUCCAUUGUGGGCCCACUACUUUCCUGGUCCACACGUGCACCCAUGCUUACCUCCCCCAUACUCCCUCACUUCAAUUUCAAUUUCGAAAAGUACCUUUUAAUUUGUAAACAAAAAUAGUAGUAAUAUCAAAUUUCUAAUUUU